Molecule: messenger RNA, 11588 nt
Organism: Biomphalaria glabrata
Lineage: Eukaryota; Metazoa; Mollusca; Gastropoda; Planorbidae
Product: zinc finger protein GLI4-like
Exons: 20
Coding region: 1197-6419 (1740 amino acids)
Biological process (GO): regulation of transcription by RNA polymerase II
Cellular component (GO): nucleus
Molecular function (GO): RNA polymerase II cis-regulatory region sequence-specific DNA binding; DNA-binding transcription factor activity, RNA polymerase II-specific
Source: RefSeq, a predicted model, not a curated record
UAAGCCUGGAAAUAAAAACAGUUGGGAAGAUUUAAAACUCUAUUCAAAAGAACGUGUUUGCGCGCCUGUGCAUAUGUGUGCGUGGGCCAGCGGGAAAGGUGGGGAAGAUGCUGGAAUCUGGGAAGCUUCGCCAUGCGUAUGUCUGAACGAGUGUGUGCCGGCAUCCAGCUAUCUUAGUGGUUCAUGGCCUCCUCUAUUUUUUGUUUGCUAAUGUAGGACUACAAUGUAAAAGAAAAAAAAAAGAAUAGGAUUAAGAAAAAAAAAAUCUAGAUCUAUACUUAUGAGAGAGGAAGAGAGAGAGAGAGAGAGAAGGAUGACACUGUAGUAUCUGAACGAGUUGGCUUAGGGGGGAAAAAAUUCCUAGCGACAAACUGUACGGCGUCUCAGCCGUUGAAACAUAAUUCUACGCUCGGGUAGUGAGUCUGUGUUUGGGGGGAGGGGUCACAACGAGAGUGCGAGAGAGAGGGGGGAAAGAGAAGAAAAAAAAAAAAGAAUACGAAAGGGGGGAAAACGGAAGGUGGAAAAAAAAAAGAGUUAAGAAACAGAAGGAGAGCAGUGCUUUUAUUGACCUCCAAACAUUGCAUCGGAUAACUGUAGUGUGUAGUUCUGUUGAGGGAUCUCAGGUGUCAUUGUGGAGGUAUGAUUGUGUCUAGGCGAUAACAACUGGAAAUGACGUCCUCAAAAAUUCAAUAAAUGCCACUGAGGUGGCCAGUUAUUCAUGAGCCGUAUACUAUCCCAUCAUGCUCUUGUCGCCUGCUUCAAGAAAAAGAUAAGCCUACUGGACGUCACGACAACGACAUCUUGUUUAUAAUUCUCAAUCUAAAAAAAAAAGAUUUAGUAUAUUCGUUUGGCUUUACAACAUAUAGUGAAAAUAAAAACUUAAUUAAAUCGGAGAGUCUGGUAUUAAUGUUUUCGGAUAAGUUUUUAUUGAAUAGCUAAGUUUUCUUAGGGGUGCAAAAUGUGUUUCUUCAAGUCAAAUUUGAGGAUAAGAAAAUUGAUGAUUCAGUGGAUCUCAUGUUGUGUGUGAUUAACGUUUUGAAAUGCAAGUUUGUUGAGAUUCCUUUUGGAUUUACUCUUACAAAAAUCUGGGUUCUUCGUGUUUGUUGUAUUUGUUAAGAAAUUCCAACCUCAUGGCUCAGUCAUGUCCACUGCUUUCAAUUGGAUAGCUGCAUUCAUGCAAGACUGAUACUCACAAAAUGGCGGACAACACUCAGAAGAGAGUUCCUGUUCGUCACGACAAACCGGAAGUGGUCGAUAGCAGCGAGGACAGUAAUGAGAGUAAUGGCGCGGAACCAUUUGAUUCUCACCAGAAGGGCCGUUUUCGUGGCAACCAAGUCAGCCGUCCACCGAGCAGCCACAUCACUCGUGUUGAUGAGGAGCCCACUGGCUCGGAUGGUCGUAAGUCCGGGGCCCGGUCGGUGGAAACGGUCGAUCGAGGGGUGGGGCCCACCCCUCUGCCACCUCCGCCACACCCUGGAUCGUCAGGCAUCGAGCACAGGCUACCUGCAUACUUAAGUUUCCAGUCAUUUCCAGACCCGAGGAAUGGACUUCUGGAGGCGUACGGCCUUCCUUACAGUUAUACACACUACCCUUACCCUAUAAAUACACCUCUUCCUCUCAAUCCUUCCACACUGGAAGGCCGCUACCACUGGCCGCCUACCUCACCCUUCCACCACCACCUCCAUGGACUCUCGUCCAGUCCAACCCCCUCAGAGUUUUCUUUACUAAGUAUGCGCAGCCCCCUGUUGCCCGGGGAGCCUGUGACACAACUGGCCUCAAGGAUACAUUGGGAACAAUUGCAGCGCAGUUACUAUCAAUUACCUAGUCGAAGAUUUAGUCCUGCUAGUCUUCCUGGUUUUACUUUAGGUGCUAGUCCUUUGAUUGGAGAGUACCCUCCUCCAUCUAUCAGUGGCAGAAGUUUGUUUUCAGAUGUUCCGCCAACCCCAGGUUCAGGAAGUAUAACACUACCUGGGUCAUUAGAUAGCUCUCGUUUAACAAGUCCAAGGCCCAGCAUUGUUGGAGGUAAAAGCCGUAAGAGGGCAUUGUCUCAUUCCCCAAUUUCUGACUACCUCGAUAUUCAAAGCCUAACCCGCAGUUCUGAAGGCUCUUUACAGCUGGCUCCAUUUUUGCAACAUAGCUCUCGAAGCUCCAGUGCAGCGAGUGGAUCAUAUGGGCAUCUCUCAGCAGCAUCAGUUGGUACCGUAAGUCCAGGCCAUCCAGCCCUCCCUUCCAAUCCAUACCUAAGAUCAGGGAGCAUGGCACCAUCAAGUUUUUUCUACCCUCCAAUUCAUCCAUUGAUGGGCCGGCAGUCUCAGCACACAAGUCCCAUGCUUCACGGAAGUGGACAGAUGAGUCAUACUGUACCCAAGUUUGAUAGUCAGGCUCAGAUCUCCACAACAACCAAAGAGCCAGGCUCAAGUAGCAUCGUUAGCAGUACCAUGGAGAGCACCGGUGAGCUUCGCAAAGUCAAAGUGAAGAAAGAAAUUGAACAAUUGCAUAUAGCUGCCAUGGAUCCAGAUGAUGAUGAUGAUAACUUUGGAGACAAACCUGGACAUGCUCCACAGGAAGGGGAGAGUGAUUUCAUAGAAACCAAUUGUCACUGGAUAGAUUGCAAUAGAGAAUUUGAAACCCAGGAUGACCUUGUAAAACAUCUGAACCAAGAUCACAUUCAGUCCAACAAAAAGUCAUUUGUUUGCCGGUGGCAGGACUGCAGCAGAGAAGAGAAGCCAUUCAAAGCCCAGUAUAUGCUGGUGGUGCAUAUGAGGAGACACACGGGGGAGAAACCCCACCGCUGCACGUUUGAAGGCUGUACUAAAGCUUACAGUCGUCUAGAAAAUCUCAAAACUCAUCUUCGGUCCCAUACGGGAGAAAAACCUUACAUGUGUGAGUUCCCAGGAUGCACUAAAGCUUUUAGUAAUGCUUCAGACAGAGCCAAGCAUCAAAACAGAACACAUUCAAAUGCUAAACCAUAUGUAUGUAAAGCAGCAGGAUGCACUAAAAGGUACACAGAUCCAAGCUCUCUCAGGAAGCAUGUGAAAACAGUUCAUGGUGCUGACUUCUAUGCUAACAAGAAGCACAAAGGUGAUGGAAUGUGCCAUGUCAAGAAAGAAGAUCCUGACGGGGAUCAUGAUGCUUGUGAUGCCAGUCGCCGUGGUGAAGAUAGUCUUGGCAUGAUUGGUUCUGUUGGUCAUAGCUCUGGUGAUGGUCGUCAGUCUCAGGACAAUAUUGGAUCAGCACCUUCCUCCCAUUCACAACCCUCCCCUGACAGCAGCCCAGAGGUCAAUGUAACCUGUGGCCUCGGCCCUGGCCAUGACAUUGAGGACAGGGUUGGCAUCUGCAAUUCAAUAGGUUUAGGCAUUGAAGAAGAGGAAGUGGACAUCCCAGAGUCUAAUGAAGCUGAAGUAUCAGGUUCUAGUUCUCUACUGACCCGAAGAAAUCAAAUGAAUGCAGGUCAAGUGAUGCAGAAUCGCCUUAAAGGUCGAAUCAGGUCAAAGACUGGAUGUAUAUCCCCAUUGCCACAUUUACCAGUGUGCCCUCAAAUCAAUGGAGGUGGUAUGACACAAAUAUCCAUCACAGAGUUAACACAGAAGGGUCCACAGCCUAAAAACAGCCCACAACACAAAAGAAUUACAGAUAUUGUAGUGGGUGAACAGCAGGCCACAUGGCGAGACAAUGGCAGCACUCUACUUCCUGGCAGCAGACGUGAGAGCAACAGUAGUACACUGAGUUCCUAUAUGAGCAGUAUGAGGUCAAUGGGCAGCACUUUCUCAUCCAGAAGAUCCAGUGGGGCAUCACAGUUUUCAUCUCGAAGAUCAAGUGGAGUCUCAGCUCGGCUGAGUAUUGCCAAUUCUCCAUAUGAGUAUGACAUUACUGGCAAUCUUCCUAAUUCUGUUUCGAGACGAUCAAGUGGGGAAAGCUCUUCCAACAUAGGAAGUGUGUCAGCACUGAUGCAGAAAACAAACCUGGGCAGUCCAACCAGCCUAGGAGUGCCUCCUAUUCCUGGUGCCAUGCCCCCCAACCAAGGAAAUCCAAAUAAUGGUGUUGCCAAUGGCUUUGGAUUUGGCAAUAAUUUAGGAAAUAAAUAUUACAAUGAACGUCUUGCAAGGUAUUUUAGUGCUAGGCGAGAAAUAGAUGGCAUUCGCACCAGCACACCUAGCCACACCCCUCUACCUCAUGAAAUACCUGACAGAGAAAUCCGAAGAGCUAGUGACCCAGUCAGGACUCAGGAUCCAAGCUUCAAUUCCCUAAAGAGCUUGCAGCGCUACCACAGCCUUAACACUAUGAAACCUCUCCCUACCCCGAACAGCAUGCGCAGUCUCCAGAGUGGCAACAUUCAGAACAGCAAAGCUGGCAACAGCAGCAACAUGGGUGGAUCCAAUAACACCUUCCACUCCUCUCGCAGCUCUAUUGCUACGGAGUCUGGCAUGAAUGAAGAUGGGGUAAGGAUCAAACUGACUGAAGCUGAGCUGGAGGAUAAGAUGUUGGAGGACAGUGAGGAUAUGAUCAUACCUGAUGAUAUGCGUCAGUUCUUGAAUGAGCGCUGCAGGGAAGAUGGCUCUGCAAGGACACCCAGAGACUUGAACCCUGACAAUGCCCUGCAGGAAAUCGAUGAGCUUGAUUUGAACUUUGACCCCUGUGACCUAGACCCAGAGGAUCAGGCAAUAUUUUCAGUACCGUGUCCGCCAAAUGCUGUGAACACUCCAGGAUUCCAAACGCAAAAUGGCCGGGGUGUGCAUUUGUUGGCAGGCAAUUUACAACUUCAAACAGGGUUUGCUGACCUACACCAGGAACCUGCUUCUGGCAUCUAUGAUCAAUUUAAUUCAAGUCCAAGUGCCAGACCAAACUAUGAUUCACAUCUGAGCCCCAGUGAGGCUUGGUCACUACAGCCACCAUCAGAUGGAUGCAUGUCAAGUAGCAAUCAGCCAAAUCUUCAGAGAUCUCCUGGAUAUCCUGUUAGUCCUUCUGUCAGUGGAAGCACUCCACAGCAGCAAAGUGACCAAAAACAUUCUCAACAAAUCAAUUGCAAUCCACAGCAGCAGCAAGGCAGGAUGAUUCCAAAUGGCUCAUCCUCUAAUCAAAGUCAAAGGGUGACCACUGAGCCUACCAAUUGCAGCAGCUGCACACCAAACUCUGGCUGCUCUCAUGGUAUAGUGGGUAAAAGCUGUGUGGGUCAUGGCCCUGUGACUGGGUGUAACAUGGGGCAGCACAAUACAUCUUGCAUAACAUCACAAGUGCCUAAUGCUUCCUUGGGUGCUAUCAGGACCUGGGAAGUAGAUGCAGGUGGAGGUGCCUACCUAUCUCAACAUAACCUCAUGCAGCACCAGUUACAGCAUCAGUACAACAGACACCAGCAAGUGGUAUACAGCCAACAGUCCCCACAGAUCCCCCACAUGCCAGCUGAUAUGCCCCACCCACCAUCUCAAAUGUCCCAUCCUCCAUCUCACAUGCCCCAUCCACCAUCUCAAAUGCCCCAUCUUCCAUCCCAGUUGCCCCAUCCACCUUCCCAGAUGCCCCAUCCCCCUUCUCAAGUCCAUAAUUUUCAUCAGUAUCCCAAUCAAAACAUGAUACAUCCACCAUUGGGAGGCUACAGUCCUCUUCCUCCACCAGGUGAGAAGCCAGCUAACCAAAGGUCCAAACGAGCUAGUCCACAGGUGCAGGUGCCUCACAUUAGCCAGUCUCAAAUUCCUGCCAAUGCCAAAGCAGCAAACCGUGGUUUACCUAUCCCAAAGCCUCCUCCAUCCUCCCAGCACACUGUUAUGCCAAACCGCAAUCAGAUGGUCAACUCUUUCUCCCAGAAUAGCUCUUCUGUCAUGCCAGAGCGCUACCCGGAUAAGAUGUAUCCGAACCAGAACAUGGUGCCUUACCCUCCCAGUCAUCCACACCAGUGUCCCUAUCCCACUUCACCAUAUCCGCCAUCCACCCCCAACCAUAACAUGUCCGUCCCAGCCAUGCACACGAACCACAUGAAUCCUUAUCCAGUAAAUCCAAUGACUGGCCACAUGUCUCAGAACCCUCUUCACCCAAGUCAGAUGCAGCAAUCCAUGCUGCCAACUCACAACCAGUGUUCUAAUCAAAUUCUUCCACCGUAUGCAAGAAAUAAUCCCUACAAUCCCACAGAGAUGUCCCCUGGCUGCAACCAAGUCACUAGUUCCACAGAUCGCAAAGAUGCUUCACAUCCCAUUGAGGAUUUCAUGGAUAACUUAACAUCGAUCUCUACUGAAAACCUUAUGGAUAAUAUCCACUCAAUAUCUCAGGAGAAUAUUGCAUAUAGCCCAACACCCGUGUCAAUGCGUUCAAUAUCACAGAACUCAGGGCGUUACAAUGCUUUAAUGAAUACAUCAAACAUGGUGGUUAAUGAUAUGAGUUCUGUGCUAACUCAACUAGCUGAAGAAAAUAAAUUUCUAAAUAUGAGGCCUUAGCACAUCUAAAUGUGAUCAGUCAGUGUACAAAUUUAUAUAAAUUCAGUCUUUAGAUCAUAGUUAUCCAACUAUUUUUCUGAUAUUCUUUCCAUGUUACCAACCAAUUCAAAAUUAAUUUGUGCACACUCAUGCUUCAUAAUCCAUGAGAUUGUUUUUUGGAUGAAUCAUUCUAACCUUGGAAUAGUGUAUUAGAAAAACUGUAUAUUUGUAUGACUCCUUUCCCUUGAAUUGUGAAUCAUCUCUCUUGAAAUGUAUAUAUGCCCUUGGAAUCAUUAAAUUCUAACAUUGGAUUUUCUGUAUCAGAUGUUUUUGGAUAAUUUUCUAUCAUCAUUCUACACAUAUCCUGAGCGAAUAGCAAUGGUAAAGUUUCUGUAGUUUUUAGGCUACCCAAGAGUACCUAAUGUGGUAUGUAAUGCAUUAAUCUGAAAUAAAAUGGAUUGUUGCUCUGCGCCUUGUGUAAACAUAUCAAGCAGUACCAGGAGUCAUUGAAGGAGUUUGAUGUGUUUUGUAAAUACAUACAUGACUUUUAGUGCAACACCUUCCUUCUGAUACUGGAGAACCACUGAUAUUAAUAUAUAAAGAAGCUAUGAAAAAAAAUCCAAGUGGAAAUACUAAGUAAUAGUAUUUACUACAAUGAAAAAAAUAAAUAAAUAAAAGUAAACAUAUGAUUGGUUGCAAGGGAGACAAACCUGGUUUCUUGCCUUAAUGUGUUCAUAUAAAAGAUUUUUUAAAAUCUCUUUGCAAACAUAUAUUUUUGUACAUGUUGAAAUCUCAGUCAUUUGCUGUUAGAUAUUUCUCUAUGCAACAUUUCUAUUGUUAUCUCUCCAAUAUAAAUAAUUCUUUAUACGCAGUGUUCAUUGGGAAUGUGUUCAACAAGAAUAUUUUGAUUUGAGUUUUAAAACAAAAUACAAAUGUUUGUAUAGGCUUGUCCAUGCUUCCCCAUGUGUUGAGGAAUCAAUGUGAUUAAACCAUAGUUUUUGUGUUUUUGUUUUGUUGUAGAAAUACAUUUUUAAAUCUAUAAAUGUUUCUUUAUGGUUUUUGUAUUAAAUAGUCAUUGAGAAGACCUAAAGAUGCUUGAGAAAUUUUAGUCUUUUUGAGAAAGCAUAAUGACAAUGUAUUUACUUAUAUAAAAUGUUUUAAAAGAUGCAUAAUAAACUUGUGAAAACAAAUAGCAUAAUAUAUUUACAACACAGAAAAUGUGAGAUUUUGUUUUGUAUACCCAUCUUGUGAGACAAGUUUGCAUUCAAACUUUUUUUUAAAGGCAUUCAUUUCUGUACAUGGUUUAUAUUCUUAUCUUUGUAUACAGUGUUUGAUAUUUUUAUUUCCUUUGCAUUAUGGUAACACUCAUUGCCUCUUGUGAGAAGUACUGCUGAUUAUCUGAUGAUAUUACCAAGAGAACAUUUUGUUUUGAAUGAAAUAUGUACUUAAAGAUAUUUACUAAAACUUUUGCUUUCUGGAUACAAGGAAGGGGUGGAUUGCUUGUUUUAAACUUGUGCCUUCCCAUGAACCUUUCACAAAUGUAUUCUAAUUUUAGUUUCCUCAAUUCUUUGCAAACUAAAUGAUAUUUUUUAUUGCUCAUUUUUCUGCCUUGUUGAUUUUUUUUUCUAUUACUUUAUCUUAAUGUUGUUUAGAGAAAAAAAAAAAAACUAUUUUUGAAAAGAAACAUUUUAUAUUUUGUUGAACUGUAAUUGAUAUAAAGAAAGAGUAUUUCAUAUCUUUGUUAUUGAGGCUAGAACCCUCAGUAAGGUGCCAUUUUGUUGGUGAUGAAAAAAGAAUUCUAUACUUUGUUUAUAAUGCCUGUUGUCAUGGUGAUAAAGGAGCUAAGAAUUUCAACCCUUUUUAUUUUUGUGAUGACUUACCUCCCUCUGUCAAACAUUACAUACUGUCCGUUGUAAUCAGUUACCUUUAUCAAUAAAUUCAGAUACACUGUCAGAGCUGUUAAAGUAAUUUAUACUUUGUAAAACUUUUCAAUAGGCUUUAAAAAAAAAAGUCCAUUCUCACCUUUAAUAUUAGUAGUAUAUAUUUUAUUUUUAUAGAUUAUUUUUGUAUAUUUUAUUUUCCAAUAUGAGAUUGAAUGUAACAAUACUUAGAUAUUGCUUUCUUGAAGUUUUGUUUCAGGAAGUUUAUCGGGGUAAAAAUUGUAUAUUAUACUCAAAAAAUUACAUUUCUUUCCUGUUCUUAUUUUAUCUAUAGAAACUAAUCUUAUACAGACAAAAGAUUUUAUAUUUGCGGCACAUGUAUCUUUUUUUCAAUUUCAUUAAGAGAGCACAGAUCAAAGUGACUACAUAAAAAUUAUUAGGUGGACAAUUAGUCUAGCUAAUAUAAAAUGUACAUUAUAUUUCUUGGACAUUCUUUUAAUUGCAGUCAAUUGUUAAACAAACUUUAAUCCUAAAUAUGCAUAAUUAUAUAAUGAGAACAUAAUUAAGGAUGCUUAGCCUGUUAAGACUAUCUAGAAAUAAUAUAUAUAUAUAUAUAUGGCUCCUUCUGUCUCAAAAGACAUGGAUGUGGCCAAAUGAGUUACUUUUAUCAGUUUCUCCUUGAAUCGAGGCAGGAUCUGUUGUGACUAAACAAUCUGAUUCUGGAGCUGCAAACUUUGCCACAGUUCAUGCAUGUGAAUACAUCUUUUUUAGGACCAUUGGAUAGGGCAGCUUUCUUCCUCUUUCUCUUGUCUAAUGCUAUCUCAGUCCUUUACUUUAGCUUGUGCUUGUAACUACACCACCUUAAUGUUAACAAUGUAGGCAAACAAUUAUUUAAUUACUUUAAUUACUGUUUAUUGCAGAAUUAUUUUUUUUAUUUUUUUUUUAAUUUAAAUAUUCAAUUGGUUUCUGAAAUGCAAAUAUAAUUUGAUUCAACUGAAUUGAGAGUAAAACCUACUACCUCCUGUAUUUAUUACUAAUUAGAAAAUAAAGGUUAGCUUUGGUUUAGGGUCAAUACAGUUUGAGAACAAAUGAAACUUUGAAAACUUGUAGUUAAAGGAAAGUUCUGUUUUCAAAUCAUAAAAGUUAACCACAUUUCAACAUUUAUCUCUUGUACUGAUAAUUCCAUACAAAAAUGGUGAUAAAAAUAUUUCAUUAGUUAAAUUUAAAUAUUAUAUAUAAUUUCAUUUUCAUUUUUCUUAUAAGACAGAAAAUUUUUAUUGAAGAAACAUAAAGGGCAAGGGGUGUGGUUGCUGAGUGGCUUGGCUUCCAAAUGAGAGGUCCCAGGUUCAAAUCUUGUUGAAGAGUGGGACUUUUAAUUUCAGGAUUUUAAGGACUUCACUGAGUCCGCCUAGCUCUAAUGGGUACCUGACCAUAGUUGGGUAAGGUAAAGGCAGUUGAUUGUUGUGCUGGCCACAUAACACCCUGCUUUUUAACUGUUGGUCAAAGAAACAGAUGAACUAUACAUCAUCUGCCCCAUAAAUCGUCUGGUCUGAAAGAGGUUACUUUACUUUUUACUUUACCAUUAAGUGCAAACAUAAAUGCACAAACCUUAAGAACAAAUAAUUCAGUACAUUGAAGGAGUUAGGUGACUCAUUAUUAUUUUUUUUUAGAUAUUAGACUUUUUGUGAAAAUUUAAAAAAGAAAAAAAUGUGAGUGAAUUUUUUUCUUUUUUAUGAAAAGAAUGUUUCAAGGAAAUUUUUUUUAAAUUUUUUACAAUGUAAAAAAUAAUAGUUUUGUGUAUAAAGGUCUACCAAGAUAAUUGGGUUGACAGCACAAAUCUAAAUGUUUUGAACAUUUAAAUAUAGAAUUAUCUAUCAGAGGGUUGGGGCAUUGUUUGUAAUAUAAGAGAACUGUCAUGAGUUAUUUUUGGAAGAUUUGUAGCCUUUAGAUAGUUGAUUUUUUUUUGCUGUAUAUAAUAAGUGUGUUUAAAUAUAUUGUUGAACACUUUGCAAUAAUUUUGUUUCUGUUGAUUGUAUAUUGAUGUACAUUUCAGAAAAAGUCAAAAAUUAAAAUAUGCAUUAGGGUGUUUUCAAAAAAUAGUUCAAAUACAUUUUUUGAGGAUUUAGUUAGCUUUUUUUUUUUCAAUUUUGAAUGCAGGUCUAUAAAAGUAAGCCUGGAAUCAUAGCAUUGCUUUAAAAAAUUCAGCCUAUUAUCUAAAACUAAAUACAUCUAAUGAUUGGGCUGUUGAUUGUUGCGCAGAUGCUAACAACACAAAUAUAUUAAUUAUAUUUUUGUUUAAGAAGUAGAACCAUUAGAAUAGUUAAACAUUUUCAAUUUUGUCAGUAGUCAAACUGUAAAUAUAUACAUAUUUCUUAUAAGACUAUUUUGGGGGAGGGGUAUUUGAAAUUCUUUUUUUCAACUGAUUUUUUUCUAGCAUAAAAUAUAUUUCUAAAUGUGUUAGUAUAUGUCAUUAUGUGACAGUUAGUAUGACUGUAUGGUACAAAUAAUGGACCAUAAAUAUUGUUUGAAUACAUAUCUACACCAUACAAAUUUGCACUAAAGACAAAGUGACUCUUUCUUUCUUAAAAUUCUCUGAAAACCAAUUUUUUGAUGCAGCAAAAAAAUUUAAUGAUAAUAUGUUUACAAAGUUUCCUAUUAUGGAUUCUGAAGCAUUAUUAAUUGAAAAAUGGUAGUUUCUAAGUAGAUAUUUUGAUCUCACAAUUCUAUGAAUGGAUUAGUUGCUACCCAUAGAGUGCCUUACAUAAAGUAUUUUUACCUAAAAUGCCUUUGUAUUCCUCUGUUUUCAGGAGAAAAAAAAGAUUAGAGCAAUUAGAUUAUAAUCAAAUCUUCUUCUUAUUGAAAAUAUUUUCAUAUAAAAUUAGUUGUUUUUUUUGUGUGUUAUAAAUUGGCUCUUGAGCAUAUUUUUUGACUGCUGAGCUGUUGUAUAGUGUUGAUAUUGAAAUUCAUUUGCAUGCAUAGAAUACUGUGUUCAGCAUUUUACUGAUUUCAAAACAAAAUUGCUGCUUAUUCUUUUGUUCAUAUUUUUAUUUUGCAUGUGAAAUUGUUUAUGAUUUGUUUUCCCCAAACUAUUUUUGUUUUCAUAUAAAUCCAUUUUGUUGUCAGUGUGAAUCAAUGCUCUUCAUAGUGAUAUAAACAUUUAGUUGUUUUCUAUGUAUUCUCUUUCUAUUUUUUAUUGUUAUAUCCAAAUUUGCUUACUGUCAAACUGAGAUGAUCUACUUGUACCUUAAUAAAUUCAUGCAUAGACAAAACAACAAAAAAUCAAAUAAAUAUCUUAUUCAAAUGUUCAGAA